Messenger RNA from Vicugna pacos (alpaca), 3166 nucleotides. The record is from RefSeq and is a predicted model, not a curated record. Lineage: Eukaryota; Metazoa; Chordata; Mammalia; Artiodactyla; Camelidae.
GUAGGGGGCGCUCGGAUGUGGCCCCGCCUCCCGCGAGCCGCCCGCGCACGCGCCGUAGACCGAGGUGGGCGGGGCGGCCCAAGGAGCGCGCGGCCAUGGAGGCCCGAGAGGACCCAGCCGCCGCCCCCGGCCCGGCCCGCGCCCCCGCCCAAGUGUCUAUCAUCCUCCCAGUCCACAAUGCUGAACCGUGGUUGGACGAAUGCCUCAGGUCUGUUCUGCAGCAGGACUUCGAAGGCUCCUUGGAGCUCUCCAUUUUCAAUGAUGCCAGACAAGUCCAUGACUAUCAUUGAAAGAUGGAAAGAGGAGCUAGAGGGUUCCGGCAUCCUCGUGGUCAUUGGAGGGCACGACUCUCCUUCCCCCCGAGGAGUUGGAUAUUCUAAAAAUCAAGCAAUAGCACAGAGCUCGGGGUCUUACCUCUGCUUCUUGGAUUCGGACGACGCGAUGAUGCCGCAGAGGGUGAGGCUACAACACGCAGCUGCUGUGCGACACCCGACAAGUAUCAUAGGCUGCCAGGUGAGGAGGGAGCCCCCUAGCUCCACCGAACGGUACACACGUUGGAUCAACCAGCUGGCGUCCGACCAGCUGCUCAUCCAGGUGUUCACCUCCAAUGGCCCCACCGUGAUCAUGCCUACCUGGUUCUGCUCCCGAGCCUGGUUUUCUCACGUGGGCCCGUUUGACGAGGGCGGGCGGGGUGUCCCCGAGGACCUGCUCUUCUUCUACGAGCACCUCAGGAAGGGCGGCGGGGUUGUCCGCGUGGACCAGAGCCUCCUCCUUUACCGCUACCACCCCGGCGCAGCCACACACUCCGUCCUCGAGACCACCAUCUGGACCCACCGAGUCCGCUUCCUGGAGGAGCGGGCCCUGCCGCACUGGGCGACCUUCACCAUCUGGAACGCAGGCAGGCAGGGCCGCCGGCUCUACCGCAGCCUGACAGCUGAGUCGCGGCGCAAGGUGGUGGCUUUCUGUGAUGUGGACCAGAACAAGAUCAAGAAGGGUUUCUACUGCUACGAGGAGUCUCAGGAACGGCCCAAGCCGCGGGUUCCGGUCCUGCACUUCCGAGCCGCCAGGCCACCCUUCGUCAUCUGCGUGAAGCUGGACCUCACGGGGGGCGCAUUUGAAGACAACCUGCGGUCGCUGCACCUGCAGGAGGGCCGGGAUUUCCUUCACUUCAGCUGACGGACCCACGGCAGCCACGCCCAGGUGCUUCCUUCACUGUCUGGUCCCCGUUUGCAGCCCCACCCAGGUCUCCUGACCACCGCCUCAAGAUGACCACCCAGCACACCACCUGCUCCGCACUCCCUCUGCGGCUGCUUCCCAUGACACUGUUUCUGCUGCUCUGCCCCCACAGACCCGCCACCUGGACACAGGUGGGCCCCGUCUGGAGCAGGCGGUUCCCUGGGGCCUGUUGAGAGCAGGUGGGCCCAGCGGGCUCCGGAUGGCUGAGGCCGCGGCUGAGCAGGUUUUCCUUGAGCUGCAGUCGGCAGCCCUGGAAGAACUGCUUCUCCAGACGGUAGCGUCCAAGUGGUGAACUGGCCGGUCUCCACGUCUCAAAGGCCAUUUCUCUGGAAUCUUUUUUGUUUAAAUUAUGCUGAAAACAGUUCAUUUUAUUCCUUCUCAAGAACUGCUUGCUUGGUUUGCCACAGCAGAGGCCCCGACAGGCUCGGUGGGCACUGUCUCCGGCCCCCGUCUGCUGCACGGACGCAGGCGGGCCCUGUGGGAGGGGCGCCUGCCCACCAGCGUGGCCUCGCAGGACCAUCCCUGUGACGUCCACCAGCUGCGGGGUCUCUGGCUGGAACACUCCCUCAUUCUCGAGGGGGAGGCGUGUUUUAAGGCUUGAACGAAAUGAAAAAGCUCAGCGUAAGAGGUGAGAUCCUCACACGAGUGUAACCCACGCUGUCUCUUCCGGGGGCUAGAGAGGACUUUCCGCCAGUCUAGCGCGUGAAGGUAAACGUUCUUGGGAAGCCCAACAGCUUAACCCAGGCAGGAAACCCCAACUCCCGACCAAGGCGGCAGCAGGACGUGUCCCGGCCCCCCACGCCUGCCUCCACGAGGGGACUUGGGCGCAGCAGCGCUGUCCUGGGCUCGUGGCCCCAGACUUCGCCCCGGAGGUCCUGCACCUGCCCGUCCAGACCUGAGCUUGUGGAACAGCAGCACGGGGACGGCCGGCGUGAGCACAGGCCGCCAGGAUAGAGCAGCCUGUCUUUACCCGUGUGUGACCUGUGCUGGACAAACGAGGAAAAGGUGCAGCUUUAUCAAGAACAACCCACGUGGUUCUUCCCACAUCACCGGAGACCCACGUCCUGGAGGCUCCACCACGGGUCUGGGUGCCCCUCCUGGCAGAUGUGAGAAGCCACUUGCCCCACGGAGUCCCAGCUGGAGUUCCGAGUGGCCGUCUCAAGCCCCCCGUGUGGUUGGAGCUGGUCCCGGCAGGGUGCUGAAAAGGCAGUGUUGGCCUCUUCUGAUGGAACGGAGCUGCACUGGAAGCGGGGCUGGGGGGAUAGCACCCCAUCCGUGCCCACCCUGAGCAACAGCCUCUGGCCCUCGUUGCAUCUGACAGUGAACCACCUGCGUCUCUGAGCGUGUCGGCAGCUAAGACCGUGCCCGGGGAGGCCGCGCAGACACGGAUGCGUCUGCAGAGACAUCCCAGCACAGGGGAGGGCACGACCCCACCCCCGGCGCCCCUACUUUGUCCUCCCCGCCAGCUUUGGGGUCAGACACAAACAGACGCAGACUGCUCAGCAUAUGAUUUUAUAAGACUCACAUCUAGAUCAAUUCAAAAGCACCAACAGCCCAGGUCACUGGUGCACAGGACGCAUGAGGAAAGGCCGCCUCCGGGUGCCAAGCUCUGCGUCCCCCACACGCACCAGUCGGGGUCCAUCCAGGUCUUCCAUGCUGACCACGCACCGGUUCCUCCUCCCCACCAGGCACGAGGGCUCGGCUUCCGGGGUGGCCUCAGCGGGCACUGGGCUGUGGGGGGACACAGGACAGGGUCAGGCCGGGCCGUGCUGUCUCCCCGGCCCGCCCAGACCCUGGUUCUGGCAGGAAACUGCAUCUGUGUCGUUUCCUCAAACACAAGCUUGGGCAGCGAGUGGCAGGGAGGUUGGCUGUACUGUCCCAACUUCACCUGUUUGUGCGACAUUUUCCUAAUAAAAAUGUAAAAAGCACG